UAUCUUUUGUCAUUUUCAAAUGUUAUGCUCUAUCUUACCAACUAGUCAUUAGAAACGCAUAGUAGUGUUGAUGCUGGUAAAAAUUAAAACUACGAAUUUUUGAUAUUACUACAUUAAUACAAGUUUGAUAACUAUAAAAGCUAUGUAAUUUUUUGAAUAAUGAAGUUACAAACGAUUAAACUAGAUCGAUGAUCUUAGAAUUCAUAUGACGUUAUGAAUAAUAUUGAUUAUUCAAUUUCAUCGCAUAGAGGUUAUUUUGUAUACAAAUUUAUUUAACGAUAAAGCAUAUAAAAUUAUAUUAAAAAGAAAUAAGGAUUUCGACUUAUUAAUUUUUCAAUAUGCUCUGGAUACAAAAAGCAAUAAAACUUCGCCAUAUUCACUAUUUUAAAAUAAGAUCUAUGAUUUGUAUAAUUCCAAAUCAUCAAUCUAUUAGAUAUUCUAAAAUUUGUAUAUUACGUACAGAGGUAUCUCUAAAACAAUUAAAAAAUAUAAAUUAUCAAAAAAUAUAUAAUUUUCAUACAACAUCUAAAUUAUAUAUACCACCAAUUUUUGCUGUUAUCUUGCGUCCAAUUUUGAGAUUGAGUGCAUUUAUACUUGGACGUGGUAUUAAACGAUGGUGGCAAAAGAAAUCAACACAAGAACAAGAAUAUUAUAAACUGAUGUUUAGAGAAAACAGAAACAUAUUUUUAGGAUCAUUGGUUAUAUUAUUCUUAAUGUUUAUUAUUUAUUAUGUAAUACACCUUGAAACUGAUCCAAUAACUAAACGAAAGCGAUUUAUAAUAUUUAAUAAAAAAGAACAAGCUGCAUUAGGCCAAUUAGUUCUUGAAAUGCAUUUAGAGGAACAUAAAGGAUUAUUAGUAGCAAAAGAUCAUCCUGCAUAUAAAAGACUUAUCAAAAUUAUAGAAAAUAUAUUGAUUAAAAAUAGAGACUUGAUUUCUAUCGAAAAUAAAAAUUGGACAUUAACUAUUAUUGAUUCUCCUAUAAAAAACGCUUAUGUUUUACCUGAAAGAAAUAUAUUCGUCUUUUUGGGUAUUUUGAGUAUUAUCGAUAAUGAUGAUCAAUUAAGUGUUAUACUUGCUCAUGAAAUGGCACAUGCAUUGCUAUUGCAUUCGGUUGAACAAUUUUCGCAUGCACUAUUAAUAGAUGUUUUAAUGACAAUUCCUAUUUUGUUACUUUGGGCAAGUUUUCCUGAUUCUUUAGCAUUUCUUUUACACGUGAUUGGACAACAUAUUGUAAAUCUUUUACAUAAUUUACCAUAUAGUAGAUCAUUAGAAAACGAAGCUGAUGAGGUGGGAUUAAAAUUAGCUGCAAAAGCCUGUGUAGAUGUACGUGAAGCAGUUGUGUUUUGGGGUACGAUGAGAGUGCUUUCAGAAAUGAAAUUAGCAUCCAAAAUUGUACCUUGGCUAUCAACACAUCCUGCUCAUGGAGACAGAGAGAAAAGUUUAAAUAAAAAAAUAACAAAGGCAAUAGAAUUAAUGAAAUCAUCUGGUUGUCCAGAAUUAAAUCCAAUUGAUCCAAGAAAUACAUUUUACAAACGCACUUUGAAAGACCACGAAUUUUAUUUUAAACAAAAAGGAAUAAUAAUAACAUAAUGUACACAAGAUGUAAACGCUACAGAAGUUUAUAGUAUAUAAUAUGUUUGUAAGAAACAUGUGUAUUAUAACUUAUAACUAACACAUUAUUUUUAUAAAAUAGUUUUAUUCAGAAUA
This is a messenger RNA of Vespula pensylvanica (western yellowjacket), 1709 nucleotides long. Its product is annotated as metalloendopeptidase OMA1, mitochondrial-like. Bases 339 to 1592 code for a protein of 417 amino acids. Gene Ontology annotation, molecular function: metalloendopeptidase activity. The record is from RefSeq and is a predicted model, not a curated record. Lineage: Eukaryota; Metazoa; Arthropoda; Insecta; Hymenoptera; Vespidae. Gene Ontology annotation, cellular component: mitochondrial inner membrane. Gene Ontology annotation, biological process: mitochondrial protein processing; protein quality control for misfolded or incompletely synthesized proteins. The transcript is spliced from 8 exons.